This is a messenger RNA of Psilocybe cubensis, 897 nucleotides long. RefSeq lists its product as uncharacterized. NCBI's taxonomy places the organism in Eukaryota, Fungi, Basidiomycota, Agaricomycetes, Agaricales, Agrocybaceae. The record is from RefSeq and is a predicted model, not a curated record. The transcript has a single exon. Bases 1 to 897 code for a protein of 298 amino acids.
AUGCGUACCUUUGCCACUCAUCUCAGUAUUUUUACACAGCAACAGCAAACUUUGAACGAGGUUGAGAAUCUUUAUUUUCACAAUUCACAUCUCCGAGGUUCCAAAUCGUUUCCACUGCCUACUGUAGUAGCGACCACACAACAGCAACAUCCUUCAUUUUCUAUACCAAUCACAAACACAGUCCAGUCGUCUUUGUCAUUCAAACUUGCGCCAUCAAGCCUAGGACGUAUCGCCCAGAGUUUGAAUCAAACCGCCGCAAUUGACCAAGACAUAACGUCUUCCUCUCGCCAGGAGAACAACGUGAAUCGUGAUAAAGAAACUGCUCAAAUGCCACCACCACAAAUCAUUCUAUCUCUGGAUAAUAUUGAUCCUGCUCUAAGAUCUGAUCUGCCGUCGACAUCAUCGGACGUGGUGGUCGAUUCUCAUAACAGGGCAACCCCACCAGCUGGUUCUGGCGCUAUUGUUCCCAGUACGUCGAACGAAGACAUCAACAUACCACAACGAGAGUUAUCUCUUCCCACCGCAUCACUUACACCACCUGAGGAAAAUUCUGAAUCACCGGUAGACUCGCAAUCAUCGAUGGCGAAUCACACAUCUGGAAUGUCGUCGCAUUUUCGAAUGCCAAAAGCACCCCAUACCCCUAAACCCCCUACUUCAUUGACAUCUAAAGACAUGUAUAGCUUUUCAUCGACUUCCACGCUUACUUACGACUCUUUCUGGUCCUCGCAUUCGGGGUCAACUACUCCACGGCCACGGCCUUCUAGGGAGCCUUCAACCAAUGAAUUCACCCCAACUUUCCAAAUACCGGGAGAUUUUACGAGUGGCAUACCUGAGCCAGGUCGCGCUCCGAACAGUUCACAUCAUAAUCCACUGCCUAGUAUGACACCUCAGCAAUGA